Molecule: messenger RNA, 750 nt
Organism: Coffea eugenioides
Lineage: Eukaryota; Viridiplantae; Streptophyta; Magnoliopsida; Gentianales; Rubiaceae
Exons: 2
Coding region: 25-381 (118 amino acids)
Source: RefSeq, a predicted model, not a curated record
ACAAAAAAAGAUAAAGAGGCACCGAUGAAAGGACAAGAAGCAGCAGAGCAGAGUUGCAGUGAAAUGGGUCUCCGGAGCUUUCUUCAGUUUUUCUUUAUCUUAUUUUUCUACCAUUUACUUCAACUUCUUCCAGCUGUGGCGGAUGAUUCAUCAUCAUUAACUUUAAACAGUGAUACAAAUGCUGCAAAUCACAAGUCAUCCAAACACUCUGGGGGGCUAAUAGUGCUCCUCUUGAUCCUUGGGCUGCUGUCUGUUGCUGGAUUUUCUGUGUUUCUGUUCAAGAUAUGGCAAAAGAAGAAGAGGGAUGCGCAGCAAGCCCGUCUUCUAAAGCUCUUUGAGAAUGAUGAAGAUCUUGAGGUUGAACUUGGUAUUCAGGAUUGAGAUGCAUAUUAUUACUGAAGCGUGAUUCCAUUGGAGGUGCGCCCCUAAUAGCACACUCUUCUUUAGAGCGUUGUAGUUAGUUCAUUGAAGGAGUUUCUAAUGAACAUAAAUAUCCUCUGAAUUGAAGUGUGAUAUAUGGAGCAUGAUUUGUAUAUUAUGCAGUGUAGCCUUUGAAGUUGACAAAUGGGCAUUAGUAUUUUCAAUUUGAUCUUGUGUUUUUACAUGUUCUAACUUAUUUUCUUUCCCUUUUCCUUGUCAUUGUUGUGACUUCUGAUAUUUAGGAUGAGGGUACUUGUGUAAAAGAAUUUUUGUGACAGCAGCAACUUCUGUAAUGUAGAAUUGUCUUUAAAAAAAAAAAGUUUAAGCUUA